Molecule: messenger RNA, 765 nt
Organism: Guillardia theta CCMP2712
Lineage: Eukaryota; Cryptophyceae; Pyrenomonadales; Geminigeraceae
Exons: 1
Source: RefSeq, a predicted model, not a curated record
CUCUAGAUAUCGCUCGUUGUCCAUGUUUGAUGAACGCGAUCUUGGUUUCGGAAGCCAGAUCGCAGCUGAGCGAGAGAAAAUCCUUGAGAUGGUAGACAAGGCGACGAAGGAAACAUCUGGUACACGUCUUGACGGCAUCAGGGGGUUUGAAGUUCCUCGGAGCAGCAGAACCGAGUGGGGGUCGAUGUUGCUUGUUGUGACCCCAGACGAUGUGAAGGAGCAGGAGGACAGGAACUUGAACUUACUCCUCCGAGGCUGCCUGAAGGACUUCCAGGGGGAUGUAGCUGCUUACAACCGGAGACUCAUUGUCAAAGUUCUGAUCUCAGCGACCGAGGACUGCGAGUGGGAGAGGGAGAUAGUGAUGAAGGACGUCGUGCCGUUCUGGCAAGAGCUCUGUGUCAUUAACGAUGUUGGGCUGGUUGUGUUGGACCUGCGCCUAGGGAUGGACAUCGACUUCAGAAACAUACACACGUAUGAGGAGAUGGUGAUGGGUGAGGUAAAGUCUUCUCACGCCAACGUUUCUCAUCUGUUUCACCUCUUCUUCGUGGGACGCAAGUACGGUCUAGUGUCGUUCCCUGCAAGGAUAGGAAAGCAAAGGUUUGAGGAGCUGGUCAAGCUUGUGGACGACUCGGGUGAUAGGAAGCUUGUCAAAGAAUUCUUCUCGCUGGACGCAAAUCAGCUGAGCUCGCAGGGGGUAGGAGCGGAUGAGAAAGCAACGGAGGGGCAAGAGUAUGUCCUGCAGAUGACAAAGCUGGAUGAAGAUUG